This is a messenger RNA of Panicum virgatum (switchgrass), 738 nucleotides long. Its product is annotated as expansin-A6-like. Gene Ontology annotation, biological process: plant-type cell wall organization. The coding region runs from base 1 to 738 and encodes 245 amino acids. The transcript is spliced from 2 exons. The record is from RefSeq and is a predicted model, not a curated record. NCBI's taxonomy places the organism in Eukaryota, Viridiplantae, Streptophyta, Magnoliopsida, Poales, Poaceae. Gene Ontology annotation, cellular component: extracellular region.
AUGGCGGCGGCGGCGGCGCUGCUGCUGCUGCUGCCGGCAUUGUCGGCCACUGACGACUGGGCGGACGCGCACGCCACGUUCUACGGCGACGAGACCGGUGCCGAGACCAUGCAGGGCGCGUGCGGGUACGGCAACCUGUUCGAUCAGGGGUACGGGCUGGACACGACGGCGCUGAGCGUGGCGCUCUUCAACCAGGGCUGGUCCUGCGGCGGCUGCUACGCGGUGCGGUGCCAGGGCAGCGCCUACUGCGCCCCCGGCGGCGCGCCGGCAACGGUGACGGCGACCAACCUGUGCCCGGCCAACUACUCCAAGCCUAGCGGCAACUGGUGCAACCCGCCGCUGCGGCACUUCGACCUGUCCAAGCCCGUGUUCCUCCGCCUCGUCACCGACUUCCACGUCGGCAUCGUCCCCGUGCAGUACCGACGCGUGCCUUGCGCCCGGCGCGGCGGCGUGCGCUUCGAGAUGAGGGGCAACCGCUGGUGGGUCGCCGUGCUCGUCUUCAACGUCGCCGGCGCCGGGGACGUCAAGGCCGUCGCCGCCAGGGGGUCCCGGGACGGCCGGUGGGCGGACAUGUCGCGCAACUGGGGCCAGAUCUGGACCAACGGCGACGGCCGGGAGGUCGGGCAGGGGCUCUCGUUCCGCGUCGUCGCCGGCGACGGCCGGGCCGUGGAGCUGGACAGCGUCGUGCCGCAGGGGUGGGCGUUCGGCCAGAGCUUCGAGGGCAAGGGACAGUUCUGA